Molecule: messenger RNA, 1899 nt
Organism: Colletotrichum spaethianum
Lineage: Eukaryota; Fungi; Ascomycota; Sordariomycetes; Glomerellales; Glomerellaceae
Product: drug resistance protein YOR378W
Exons: 2
Coding region: 1-1899 (632 amino acids)
Biological process (GO): transmembrane transport
Cellular component (GO): membrane
Molecular function (GO): transmembrane transporter activity
Source: RefSeq, a predicted model, not a curated record
AUGACACACGAGAAGCGAUCUCUCGACCAUCGGCUCUCAGCGGACACGGACAGCGAGCCCCUUGGCCUUCGCACCUCGGCAUUGGAAGAAGUCCCGACUUUUGUCCCUCCCGUUGGGUUCCCAGGCAUGCCCGUCACCCGCCGUAGAAGUACAGCCUCACAAACCUCGCGGGUGACGUUCGAAAAUGACCACUCCGAAGACCUAGAGGAGCUCGUUCGCAGUGCCUCGGCGAUGAGCAAGCACCGAUCUCGGGACCGGCGCGAAUCUCAAGACAAUGUCUUUGAGCUGCCCUCUUUCCCAAGAGCAGCGAAGCAAGGCCCCGUGAGCACAAUCCGCGAAGUACCCUCAGAGUUCACGACGCCACAGUCCACGCGCCCUCCAUCUCCCAUUUCUGGCUUGACCUCGGGACCGCCCUCUCCUGAAGCGACCUCCGGUACGCAGACGCCUGCCGAGUAUGAGAUCGGCGCCGGUCAGGCCUACCCAGAUAUUGGCACCAUCACCUCGUUUCGAGGAGCCGUUGUGCUUCUUUGCACUUGCGGGGCUCAGCUUAUCGAUAAUGUCUUCAUGACAGGGGUCAACAUUGCUCUUCCCGCCAUCCAGAGGGACUUCAAGGUCAAAAAUGGAGAGUUGCAGUGGUUGAUCUCGGCCUACACUUUGACGUUUGGCGGCUUCCUCCUGCUUGCUGGUGUGCUUGCUGAUCGGUUUGGUCGCAAGCUCAUUUUCUGCUCCGGCAUGGCAACACUUAGCAUCUGGACAGUGGCCAACGGCUUUGCAACCUCUUUCAUCCAGCUGGCAAUCUUCCGAGCUCUGCAAGGUAUUGGUGCUGCGAUGACGGUCCCCUCGGCCGUCGGCAUCAUCAGCAACUACUUCGUCGCUAAAGACCGAACUCUCGCGCUGACCAUUUUCGGUGCCGCUGGUGCUGUCGGCUUCUGCCUCGGUCUAAUCUUUGGCGGAUUUCUGACCUCUUCUCUUGGAUGGCGUUACAUUUUUUAUAUCCCCACUGCAGUCAGCGGUGCCCUUGGCGUUCUUGGCUGGAUUCUCCUACCCAAAGACAGGCUCGAGGGCAACUCCAAGCCCAAGCUGGACUUUGUUGGUGCUGGGCUCUCUACAGCUGGCCUCAUUUUGCUCAGCUUCGUUCUAUCGAGCGGUGGCGAGUACGGUUGGGGCAAGGCCUUCAUCAUUGCCCUGCUCAUUCUCAGUAUCGCGUUGAUAGUUGCCUUCACCUACGUGGAGAAGAAGGUCCCCAACCCUAUCAUGCCGCUUUCACUAUGGAAGCUUCAGAACUUUGCCGCUCUCUGGAUUGGCGGCUUUGUUAUGUAUGGCGGAUAUCAGACAACAGUUUAUUACACAACCCUCAUCGCCCAGGAAGUCAACAAGCUCAGCGCCGGCGAAACAGCGCUUCGCUUCCUUCCGAUGGGCGCAACAGGCUUCAUUUUCAGUCUUUCCAUGUCUCGCAUGCUUGAAAUCUUCAACACAAAGUACCUUCUUAUUGCGGGCAUGGCCAUCUGCGCAAUCGCACCUAUCCCUUCGGCACUUAUGAAGCAGGACGACCUCAACUUCUGGAAGCACGUCUUCCCAACCACCGUAAUGGGUGUUGCUGGUACGACAAUAGUCUACUGUACCAUCACCGUCGUGCUUCUGGCCUCGGUACCCGUCAACGUCAAGAGCCUCUGCGGCGGCAUGAUCAACACGGCGUUCCAGAUUGGUAGCGGCGUGGGCCUUGCACUCGCAAGUGCUGUUGUUCAGGCUGUGGACAUAAACAAAGGCCAUAGCCAACUGCAGCAGUUUAACACUGGGCUGUGGUGCUGUGUGGGCCUUGCUGGUAUUGGCGUGGUUGCCAGUACGUUUGGAGUGAAAAACAUUGGAAAGGCUGUCGGUGGCCCGGUAAUUACCCAUUAA